AUGUCGACAAAUUCCAAGUCUCCAGAAAAUUCUUUAUUUGACAUACCUCCCAAAUCUCCUCUUCAAGAGAAAGAAAAGCGUGAUGACAACGUUGAUUGCAAUUCCUUGAACGAGAUAAUACUUACUCCAAUUACACCAUCUAACAAUUUUCUGUCACUUCACAAAAUUUGCAAUAUAAUUCAACAUUCCUCUCCAACUGAAUCACAAAAAUCAAUAAAUGGACCCAUUUCAAGAGAAGAAGAUAAAACGAAAUCGAAUCCAUUAGGAAGCGCGCAUCAUUUUAACGCACAAACUUCUAUUCCGACAGCAAGUACGGAAGAUAAUAUGUGUCAUAAAUUAAUUAAUGAUAAUGAGGAUAAUAACGGAAGCGAGAAGAAAUUUUCGGUUGUUAACGAUAACAUUCAUAUUAAAAAAGAAGAACGAGAAAAGAAUUCAAGCUAUCUAUUAAAUUCGCAAGAUGACAAGAAAGAAAUCUAUAACCAUACUUUAAGCUCCAAAAUUACGCGUGUUAAACUAUUGGAACCAAUGGCGACAGCGGAAACUCGAUGUACAAAUCCAUUGUGCUUACAAUGUCAAAACGCUCGACCUAAUCUGUCACCAAUUCAAUCAACCUCUAACUAUCCGUCUACAUCGAUUAACCCUAUUCAAUACUAUUUGGCUCUGCCAAAUAAUGAUUUUUACCCACAGGCACCUUGGAUUCUUCCUUCAUCCGUUUACACCCCGUCACAACCGCAAACUCCGCAUCAACAUGAACAAAAUCCAAGAUCUACCGAAGAAAAGACAAUAUAUAAUCAAACGAAUGUUCAGUCUAAAAGGAGGCGACGUAGAAAUAUUAAAGCCAUGAUAUACUCAGUAAAUGAAUCAACGACCAGAUCUGGAGAGCUUUAUCGUUGUUCAAAUUGUGGCGUGAGAGAAACUCCUGCUUGGAGAAGAGAUCUUCAAGGCGAUGCUUUGCUUUGUAAUGCAUUCUCAAGAUUAAAGGACGUUCUCGACCUGUUGAAAUUGGUUCGGACGGAGAGAUUCGUUUGGCGAGAUCUGGUAGAAUUAGUGUUGGACAAAAAUGUCAGGAUUGUGGAACAACCGAAACUCCAUGUUGGAGAGGACCUGUAG
Molecule: messenger RNA, 1110 nt
Organism: Funneliformis geosporum
Lineage: Eukaryota; Fungi; Glomeromycota; Glomeromycetes; Glomerales; Glomeraceae
Source: the annotation of a GenBank genome assembly